AUGGCUAGUGAGAGAUCUGUACCAGUGAUAGAUUUAUCACUGCUGAAGGAUCAUAGGGAGGAAUUAAUUUCGGAUUUGAAACAUGCCUUGUUGUUUUGGGGUUUUUUUUAUAUUGAAAAUUAUGAUGAUUUAUUAGAUGAUAAUAUUAUCCAACUGGUGGUUGAACAAGGUGGUAUAUUCUUUGAUGGGUCUGAUGAUGCUAAACGUGGUGUUGACAUUGUAAAAUCCAGAUCUUUUUCUGGCUUUGAAAAAACUUCUGUUGGUGAUGGUCAAGUUCAAAAUUUCCACUCACAUUAUCCAAGUGAUGGCAAAAAUAAAAAUCAACUAACCGGUUCAAAUAAUUUUCCUGAAAAACCUAUAUUGUUUGAGCAAUCCACAAAUCAACUUAUAGAUCCAGUACAAGUAAUAUGCAAACAUCUGAAUGAUCUAAUACUUGAAAGUUUGACAAUAUAUCAUACCUCAAUAGCAUCAAAAUCCUCCAAACUAAAACCUGAAUUUGCUGAAAUUCAUCUUUUCAAGUCUGAUCACAAUACCGGAACCCCCUCUUUAGCAACAUUUCAAAGUUAUGAUCUUUUUAAAUUAAUUUUCAAUCCACCUAAAUUAAAUAUUUGUGAUGUUUAUGGAUCAUGGGUUGAAUCACCAUCAAAAUCAAAUCAAAUUGCAAUUAGCAUUGGUCCCAUUUUAGAGUAUCUUUCAAAAGGUAUUUACAUAUCUGGUAAAUUCAAAUUCACAAAUCAAGUUGAGACUCAUACACAAUUACACUAUAGAUCAUUUUAUAAUUUAGACUUUAAUUUCAAAACUUUUGAUAUUCCAGAGGAACUUGAAAUUGAAAGACAAGAAAGAGAUAAAAUUCCAAUUCGCAAACACUCACUAAACAUACCCAAGUCAUCAACUAUAUCACAAGCCUUACUCAAUGAAAAAAUCAUACAUUUCAAAAAUGUUUCACAAAAAUGGUAUCCUGAUACUCUGAAACACUUGGAAAAUGAACUAAACCAACAAAAUGCUUCCAGAACCAAUAACAACAACUAUCUUAUAGAAUCAAUCGAAAAGGCUAACUCCAUAUUUAGUACUUUUGAUAAAAUCGUUCCACAUCUUGCAAGAAAUAGAUCAUCAGAUAUCAAAUUAUCAGAAGUAUUAAUUCAAAUGAAAAAAUUAAAAGGUUUCACCGUUACUGAAGAAGAUUUACUUAAAGUUGCUACAAUUUGGGUAGAUGCAUUAUGUUUCAAACUUAAUGAAUAUGAUGAUAUUAUAAUAGAUUCUGAUAAGGCAAAAGAUGAAUUUCAAUAUAAAAAUUUCACCAAGAGGAAAGAAAUAUUUGAAUCAAAAUCUGAAUCUUGGAUCUCUCAAAAUAAACAUUUAAAUGAUAUUCCAAUUUAUUCAAGAUCUAAAUUAGAAUCACCAAAUUUUACAUCAAGUACCAAAAGAGUUAAAAGAGAAAUUUUACAAAAUUCUAAAGAGAAAUUCCAAGCCAAACCUAAAACUGGAAUACCAGCUUCAUCAUCUUCCAAAACAGAAACAAAAGGGUUAACAUUAUUAGAACGUAUCAAAUUAAAAGAACAACAAGCUUCAGAGAAUAAAGUUACACCAGAGAUCAAAUAUGAUAAUUUCUUACAAGGUAAAUUGAAAAAUGUUUUACAAGUUGUACUAUCAUUAAAACCAAAUACACCUUAUAAAAUUGAUAAAUUAUCUGAAACUUUACAAAAUAGUUUAACUAAAAAUCCAAUUGGUGAAAAAGAAGCAUAUGAUUGUACACUUUAUUUAAAUAAAAAAUUUCCUCAUAUUUUCAAGCUUGUGGAAACUUCGGAUUCAAAAAUUUUAAAAUGGGAUGAAUUAGAUAGAGAGGAGUUGUUAAGUCAAGUAUAA
This is a messenger RNA of Hansenula ciferrii, 1863 nucleotides long. It is a transcript of the gene TAH11, whose product is annotated as Tah11p. The coding region runs from base 1 to 1863 and encodes 620 amino acids. The transcript has a single exon. Lineage: Eukaryota; Fungi; Ascomycota; Saccharomycetes; Phaffomycetales; Wickerhamomycetaceae. The record is from RefSeq and is a predicted model, not a curated record.